Molecule: messenger RNA, 15334 nt
Organism: Nematostella vectensis (starlet sea anemone)
Lineage: Eukaryota; Metazoa; Cnidaria; Anthozoa; Actiniaria; Edwardsiidae
Product: fat-like cadherin-related tumor suppressor homolog
Exons: 16
Coding region: 329-14227 (4632 amino acids)
Biological process (GO): homophilic cell-cell adhesion
Cellular component (GO): plasma membrane
Molecular function (GO): calcium ion binding
Source: RefSeq, a predicted model, not a curated record
CAAAUUGUAACCCCGCGCUCGCGCUGUUGUUGCUGUUCAGUUCAAUUUAGUCGCGUUCCAGGACUCGCGUCGCCUAUCACAAACACGGCUGACUUUCAUGCGCAUUUCCAAAGUGAUCGAGUAUUCUCAUGGACAUAUUGUUUGCCCUUUAGAUGGUUAUACGACAGAGUAACUCGCUCAUGCGAAUCGAACGUCGAUGGGACGUUGAGUUCUGCUGAGGGAAGCACAUUUCUGAAGUGAACUACAUUAUCAAACGGCGCCAGAACUCCUCUACUAUGAUCAAAAAUACGCAUUCUGAAGAACUGUAUCGCUCCAGUUAAAGUGUGCUAUGUUGUCCAACAAGAUGGAUUCCACGCGUAUAUUGUUAGUGGUGUUUUUAUUGCUGAGAAUGUCUUAUGGGACUUCUGAGGGCAAAAAGAAAGACAGCCCGAGCAAACAAGGACAGUCGGAUGCGAGGCGCCCGAUAACUGUAAUAACGGAUGUCGUUCCUACAUAUUCCUUUGAAUAUCGCUCAUCAAAUCCAGAGGAGAUUAAGUUCACAAGUGGAGGAAUUUAUUCAGCUUUUAUUCCGGAGAUAACUCCUAUUGGAACACCCGUAAAGUGUGACUUGAAAAUGGGGGUUUACUCCAAAAAUCAUGUCGAUUUCAUUAUCAUCAGUGGAAAUGAGCAAGGCAUGUUUUCCGUUGAUUCGCGGCAAGUAUCUGACUUCAAUUUUAUGGAUAUUAAAACUAGCAAGCGGCUUAAUAGGGAAAGCGUUGCUAGUUAUGAAUUAAAUGUUGUAGUACAGGACAAAAGGACUAAAAGAACUCUUGAUAGAACUAAAGUAAACAUCACAGUGGAUGACUCAAAUGACAAUCGCCCUAUAUUUCUGAAGAAAAAAUAUUUGAAAACGAUUCCAGAAGACAUUCCAAUGCAUACUUCUAUUGCAAGAAUAGAAGCAGUGGAUGCUGAUGUAGGGCCAAAUGGCCUUAUUUAUUAUUCCUUCAAAGAAAAAACAACAUCAUUCGCAAUUAAUCCUAUUUCUGGAGUUGUUUCAGUAGCGCAAAAGUUAUCGAACUCCGCGCGAAUUCACAGAUUGACCGUGGUUGCACGUGAUCGAGCUCUCCCUCCCUCCAAACCGAAAAGUUCACGUAACUGCCAGCUAAUAGUCAAUGUACAAGCUGUAAAUCAGUUUUCGCCAGAAUUCUCUGUGAAAACACAGUUGCAAAGUGUGAGCGAGGGAACGAGCGGUAUUGUUUACGCAACGCUAGGGAUUAUUGACAAAGACAAGGGCAGUAAUGGAGAUAUUGAUCGCGUUGAGAUAACAUCUGGCAAUUUGGAUGGGGCAUUUAGCAUCAAAUCCUCGCCGAAUGAUUACGCUGUUCAGGUUAUCAAACCAUUAGAUCGGGAAUUGGCUCCGUUUGGAUACAACCUUACUCUGACAGCAUACGACAAGGGGACACCGGUAAGAAAUGGCUCUUAUGUCUUGAGGGUGAACGUCCUUGACGAGAACGACAACAACCCGGAAUUCAACCAGAGUCGCUACAUCACUAAUCUAUCUGAACUAGCUCCAAUCCAUACACCUGUUUUACGUGUCCUCGCUACAGAUACGGAUGCAGGCUCCAAUGGGAAUAUUAUGUAUGUCAUCACAAGAGGAAAUGAACUGGGGAAGUUUGAGAUCAAUUCUAAAACUGGUCAAAUUUACACCAAAGGUGACUUGGAUUAUGAAUCCAGGCAGAGAUUUGAUCUUACGGUGGCAGCUCUUGAUGGUGUUCCUCUACAGUCCAGGAAAAUUUCCACUGUUCCUGUUGUUGUUAAUAUCCUGGACGCUAACGACCACGAUCCAGAGUUCAAGGCCCCCGAAUAUAGAAAGGAUUUGUACGAGGAUUUGACCCCUGGAACAUCAGUGUUUACAGUAUCUGCAGAAGACCUGGAUUCUGGGGGAAAUGGUAAAGUGCAUUACAGUCUGGCUAACCUAAGACCUGUACCAUUUGAAAUUGAACCAGACACAGGUAUCAUCCGAACGACCACUAACCUUGACAGGGACACAGGACUGCCAGAGUUUAUCAACUUGCAAGUACGGGCUUCAGACUUUGGUACCCCUCUGAGAAGGGAGACUGAAACACUGGUCAAAAUGAGAGUCAAGGAAAUGAAUGAUAAUGCACCAGUAUUGAAACAGUUUAAGUGUAACAUCCUUGUUGAUCGCAAUGCACCAGUAGGUGUUCUCAUCACAACAGUGACAGCAAUAGACAUCGACAUCAGUGAUAAAGAUCAGAGCCUUAUGUACAAGUCAACAUUCGGAAACACAGGCAAAGCAUUCUCCCUUGAUCCCAAGACAGGAGAGCUGAGAACUGCUAGAAGUUUGCGUGGACUUCAGCGCGAAUUCACACUUAUCAUCAAAGCCACUGAUGGUAUCCAGGAAAGCCCUGAUACACACCCUGUUAUACUUAAGAUUAGUAUUGUGGGUGGUCGGCAAGCGAGAAAGCUGCAGAAUCAUGUCAGUACCAAAUGUGUGGACUCACCCCUCUAUGCUAAAGCUCUAAAGAUAAAACAAGAGCAAAAGUCAUACUCCAGUUUACAGCCUCUGAUAUUUGCAACUGCAAAGCUUCAUAACCGACACCACCCAGUGUUCAGGUCACAUGACCAGAAUAUACACAUUUCAGAGAGCACUCCUAUUGCGACAGUUGUCUCACAGUUUAUGGCGACUGAUGAAGAUAAAGGAUAUAAUGGACUAGUAUUAUAUUCCAUUGUGGAAGGAGAUGUUGACAGUGUAUUUAACAUCAAUAUGUUUACAGGAGAGCUGACAGUUGCCAUGCCUUUGGAUAGGGAAACUAUAUCAAGUUACACUCUUAACAUCAGUGCUGUUGAUUGUGGUAAACAUCGCAAGUCUGCUUACACUAUCCUCAAUGUCAAGAUUACUGAUGUCAAUGAUUGUAGUCCUGUUUUUGAUAAGACAGUUUAUGAAGUGACCCUUCCUGAGAACAUCACAGUUGGACAGACAGUGACACAUGUCCAUGCGAGCGACAAAGACCAGGGUACAAAUGGGUUCAUAACCUAUCAAAUUGUCAAUGACUUUGGUGGAAAAUUUAGGGUCAACCGAAUUUCUGGAGUUGUUUCUGUGGGGGAUUAUCUGGAUUAUGAAGAGCAGGAAAUGUACAAAAUUGAAAUUCAAGCCAUGGACAGCUCAGUUGACAAUCAAAAAGUAGGGAGUACACAUGUCAUUGUUACAUUACUGGAUAUAAAUGACAAUUCCCCUAUUGUUAAACCUAAAAAGUUUAAUGUCACUGUCCAAGAGGACUUGCUUGUUAAUGCUGUUGUCACUAGCAUUCAUGCGUCAGACCCAGACUCUGGACCUGGUGGAGAAAUAGAAUUCUCUUUGCCGGAGAGUACUAGAAAGUUCAAUAUUGAUUCAAAAAGUGGAGUCAUACGUUUGCGACGGCAUCUAGAUUUUGAGCAAAAAUCAACAUAUAACUUGACUGUUCGUGUUACAGAUAAGGGUUCUCCUGCUUUGUUCACUGAUGUGGAAGUUGUUGUCAAUGUCCUUGAUGUAAACGAGAAUAGCCUUGCUCCUGUAUUCAGUGGUGGCCGCAUUUUAGAAACAUCCAUCAAUGAGAACAGUCCUGUUGGAACAGUUGUCAUCUCACCUAAAGCGACUGACCAAGAUUCCUGGUAUCUCAAGUAUGCAAUUAUUGAUGGUACUGGUGUGGACAAGUUCAUCAUUGACCCGGACACUGGUGCCAUCAGGACUGCCGGAGAGUUAGAUCAUGAAGUUGCUGACCAUUACUGGUUAACCGUCCAGGCAAAAGAUGGUGAAUCAUAUCCUUUGUAUACCAACAUCCCUGUUCUCAUAAACAUUGUUGACCUUAACGAUGAGGCACCAUACUUUGCACCUUCUACUUACUACCCAGUACUAGCUGAGAAUCUGCCAUCAGGCUCUAGUGUUGUCCAGGUAACUGCAAAAGAUCCAGACUCUGGUGGGUCCCUUUUGCGGUAUACCAUCACUAAGGGAAAUGAGCAGAAUAAUUUUGUGAUUGACCCUCAGAGUGGUCUUAUUACUACACUCAGACCCUUGGACAGAGAGUUUAAGAGCGAGUAUAAGCUGACCGUGUCAGCAAAUGAUGGAGGCACCCCACCUGUCAGUACUGAUGUCACCUUUACUGUUAAGAUCACUGAUGAGAAUGAUAACCAGCCAGAGUUUAAAGAAAAACAGUAUGUUGUUGGUGUGUUUGCGAGGCAGGCUACAAGUAAAUCUUUUGGUCUCUACCAAGUUGUUGCCACAGAUGAGGACAUUGGAUCAAACGCUGACCUGCGAUAUUCCAUCACCAAAGGAAAUAGGGAUAACAAAUUUAUUAUUGAUAGUAGAAGUGGGGAGAUUUUUACUAAUGUGUCACUUGUGGAUGGAGAAUCUUAUGAUCUUACUAUCGUUGCUGAAGACAACGGACUUCCAAAAUUAUCCACUAGCACCAAUGUUCUUAUAGAUGUCAUCCAAGGAAACAAGCCCAGUAAAAAUGCACCUGUAUUCUGGAACAAGCAAUACUCUGCUGAUAUCCAGGAGGACAAGCGGAUCAAUAGCUUUGUCCUGAUAAUAGGUGCAGAAGAUCCAGACUUUGACCAAAUCACAUAUAACAUAGCAUCUGGUAACCAUGGCAACAAGUUUACAAUUGACAGGUACGGUGGUUUCAUCACUGUUGCUCAUAGCUUGGACCGAGAGGAGAAAAGCUUUUAUUCACUCCGUGUCGAGGCCACGGAUGGGUAUAACACAGCAUCUGUCCCUGUUACUAUUAACAUUUUGGAUGUGAAUGAUAACUCGCCGCAGCCCGCAAGGAGGGAGUACCGUGCUCAUGUAGCUGAGAAUUCUGAUGUGGGAACACUAGUCACCACUGUGAAAGCCACAGACCCCGAUGCCGGUGUAAAUGGUGAAGUCGAGUAUUCCAUCGUGCAAACGGCAAAAGCCGAAUCUGCUUCGCUUUUCAAGAUAGAGAGCCACUCUGGAAGGAUCCUCACAGUUAAACCACUCGAUUACGAGACAAUGCAGGAACAUGUGUUGACUAUCAAAGCGUCCGACCGAGGAAUCCCCAAGCGAGAGACCCUGUUCUCCGUGGUCGUUUCGGUAGACGAUGUGAACGACCACAAACCGGAGUUUCUAAGCCCCCUGUUUGAAAGUGAAGUAGAUGUUAGUGCCAAAGCAGGGACGGCAAUUCUCAGAGUCAUCGCGACUGAUAAAGAUGAUGGCACAAACUCGAAGUUAAAGUAUUCCAUCGUGAGUGGAAAUACUAAUAAGUCACUCAGUGUGGACCAGAACUCUGGUGUGGUCAAAGUCGCCGGCAGGCUUAGCACACUAGUGCAUCAGUACGCCCUGAAGGUUCAGUCUACUGACGGAGGGGAACCGCCAUUAAAGACCCAAGUCGACGUCAAGAUAAAAGUCCGUGGAAUCGUCAAAAACUUCGCUUUUGAGAAGCCGAAAUACGAAGUGUCCCUACCCGAAAAUAGUCCCCCGGACCAAGCUAUUGCAACCGUCGUCUACAAUGGUAUCCUCCCAGUUUAUGAGAUUGUCCCAGGCCGCAGCCCGUGCUGGAGGGACUUUACCGUGCAACGCCAAUCCGGUGUCAUCAUCAGCAAGAAGUCGUUUGAUGCUGAAGAGGUGACACACUGCAAACUGGAGAUACGCGCCAACAGUACAGAUGGUCAGCACUCUUCCACUCUUGUCAUCGUCACCAUCCAAGAUAAAAACGACAACCAGCCGAUCUUCGAGCAUGCGCGCAUAACAGGUCACGUGACCGAGGGCUCGCCCCAGGGCACUGCAGUUCUUGACCAUAAAGGCAGUCAACUCGUUGCCGUCGCCACAGAUCAGGAUAUAAGUGGUGACAAAUUGACGUAUGAGAUUGUAGAGACGAGUGCGCGAGAUGUGUUUAGCAUUCACCCUGCAACUGGUGCUAUCACUACAGCAAAGGUUCUAGACUAUGAAGCAACUCCUCAGUACGCCUUCAAGAUCAAGGUCACGGACAGCGGUAACCCGCGUCUCAGUGCAUUUGCUGACGUUACAAUUCACGUAACAGACAUCAACGACAUAGCUCCUGUGUUCUCGGCGUCUACCUAUCACGCUACGGUCUACCUGCCUUCCUACGCGGGUACACGGGUUACCAUGGUUACGGCGACUGAUGGCGACAGCGCGGCCAAUCUCACGUUCUCAUUGGCCCGCCAGGACACGGAGCUCUUCGCUGUGAAUCCCCUGACAGGGGUAGUGACAGUCAGUAAUGCAGCUCUCUUACGGCGCGACACCUACACGAUCAAGUUAACGGUCAGCGAUGGUAACCACACUGCGCAUGCUCGAGUCAGAAUACGAUGCGAGAAUCUGCCAUCUUCUGAUCUACAAUUCAGUCGGAAGAACUACUCGGCGUCGGUUCGGGAAGGUGUGAGUGUCGAUAGCGAGCUCGUGACAGUUCGUGCCCUCGGGUACCCUAUCGGAAGCACGAUCACCUACACCAUCAUCAACCCGUCUGAGCUCUUUCACAUUGUUCCGAGCACUGGCGUAAUGAGCAUACGAGCGGGCUUCGAUCUGGACCGAGAAAGUAUCGACGCGUACCAAGUGAUAGUACAAGCACGUGACGAUAGCGUGCCGCCUAAUGUCGCACAAGCUGCUGUACAUGUUCAAGUGAUUGACAGAAAUGAUAAUCAACCUGUGUUCGUAAACUCGCCGUACUUCAUUGUACUGCAGCUUGGCGUAGCGCAGGGUACGAUUAUCGGACAAGCCCAAGCAACGGAUGCUGAUAUAGGCUCAAAUGCUAACCUCAGGUACGAUCUGAUAGGUGGCGACCCUGGCUACUUCUCCAUCUCUCGCAAGACCGGAGAGGUGGUGGUUCGCCGUACACUGGAUGACGUCAAGGUGCCCCGACUGUUCACGCUGAUGGUAGAAGCCACAGACGGACUCUUCAGAACCGAGGCCGUCGUCAAGAUCAAGGUGGUAGAUAAGGAGACUCCGGUGUUUGAUCAGUUAUCGUUCAGUAAGGUUCUCGCGGAGGAUACGCCCAUUGGGUCAGAAGUUACCUCUGUCACGGCACGCAGUCCUAACGGAGCGGGCAUACUGUACAGUAUAACGGGCGGUGAUCCUGUCAAUCAAUUCUCCAUCGACUUUAAGACCGGAGUAGUGACCUUAGUAUCAUCAUUGGAUUACGAAACAAGGACGAAGUACAAGCUUGUUGUCAGGGCAACAGACGCAAGGACCUCUUCGCACUCUGACGUGGCCGUUGACGUCACAGUUACCGACGUCAACGAUGUGGCUCCGGCCUUCAAUCGAUCGCUUUACCUAGCAACCAUCAGUGAAAGCACGCCUGUCGACACAGCAGUCGUUACAGUCAAGGCAAUCGACGGAGACUCUGGAAUCAACAAAGAAAUCAACUACUUCAUCCAGAACGUUAGUCGAGUCGGCGCUUUCUUUAAAAUCGAUAAAAAGUCGGGCGUGGUGUUCGUGGCGAAGAGCCUGGAUUACGAGUCGCGAGUCGUUCACGAAAUGAUAAUUGUCGCAGCCGACGAAGGGAAGCCGUCGUUGACUGGCGAAACGCGCGUAAGAGUCGUCCUGAUGGAUGCCAACGACAAUGCACCGCGGUUUGACAAGUCCAUGUACGCGGCCUCCAUCCUGGGUAGCGCCAGCCCCGGACAGUUCGUGACACGUAUCCUAGCAACGGAUCCGGACGAGGGUGAUGCCAAAAAGUUGAGAUACUCCAUCACUGGUGGCCAAGGUCGGCAGCAUUUCCAGAUCGACAGCCAGAGCGGUGUUAUCACUUUAUCGCGAGUGGUCGGAAUCAAACAAGGCAAAGUAUACGGCCUCGAUGUGGAGGUUUCCGACAGCGUACACGUCAGCACGUCUAAGGUUCGGGUCAUCAUCGGAGACACGAACGACCAUAGCCCGAUCUUUAGCGAAGACGUCUACAAAGUCUCCUUCAAUGAAAACUACCCUGAAGGCACCUUCGUUACCAUGGUUUCCGCAACUGAUUUGGAUUCUGGGAAUUACGCGCAUUUGACGUAUUCUAUCGACAGCGUAGAUGCCAUGCGAAAAUUCAGGAUCGACGCUGACUCCGGCAUGUUGUACAGCAGGCUCAUGUUCGACCGUGAGAACUCGUCUCAGGCUAUCAUGAGUGUGCCGAUUCGAGCGACGGACGGCGGGGGACGGUUUGGAUUCUGCGUGGUAGAGGUGCAUCUAAUCGAUGAAAAUGACAAUCAGCCAAUCUUCGAGCUCAAGAAUUACGACACCACCAUCUCACGAUCCGUCACCAUGGGAACGCCCGUGCUGAUGACGUCAGCAAGUGACCCCGACGCGUCCAGCAAUGCCGCCUUGACGUACGUGAUAGUCGGUCACCAGACCCCUCCAGUUUUCACUAUCAAUGCGGCCACCGGCGUCAUACAGGUAUCCCGUGAACCGGAAGUGAAGAGUUACAACUUCUUUGUGCUGGUCAAGGAUGGCGGGAAUCCUUUAUUGCGGAGCAUCGCGUCGGUUAAGAUAACGGUGCUGGAGCGAGAUGCGAGGAUCCUACACUUCGGCAAGUCCAAGUAUGACGUCACGGUGGGUGAAAACGCGGAGAUGGGACAGAUAGUCACUGGACUCAACCUUGUCGUGCCAGGCGGGAACCCUGUGGAUGUCGACUACAGGAUUAUUAAAGGGAACAACGACAACAACGACCGAAAGUUCGGCGUUGAUUCCACAGGGCGUGUCAGAGUUAUUGGUCGUCUUGACUAUGAGAUUAGAAACCGUUACGUCAUGAUCGUCGAAGCUAAUGUUUCUGCGAUCAACCAGAUCGCCCGCACAGUGGUCGUAGUGCAAGUACUUGACAUCAAUGACGUCACGCCUAAGUUCGUAUCAGAUCCGUACCUCGCUAGUAUUCCGGAAAACAUCGACAUAGGAUCGAAGGUGCUCCGAGUUUUUGCCGAAGAUUUGGAUAGCGGAAGUAACGGCAUGGUCACCUAUGCACUCGCUACCAAAGACAAGCUGGUUAAGGAGAAGUUCGAUAUCGAUCAGCAUACAGGCUGGAUCACCACUCGAGGGGCGUUAGACCGUGAGAAGCAGCCGAGUUUCGAGUUUCAGGUUCGUGCUACGGAUAACGGCACAACGCGCCUUACAAGCCUUACAACCGUACGCGCCAUCGUACUUGACGUCAACGACACCCCGCCAAAAUUCAGCCAAUCCGAAUUCACGGCAUCGGUGAAGGAGGACGCUCUGAUUGGUCAAAGCGUGACGACGAUAACCGCGACGGACGAGGACCUGAACACAGAGCUCUAUUAUUUCAUCCUGUCCGGCGACCCUCAAGCGAGGUUCGGGAUCGAGCGCAAGACAGGUGUGAUAUUCGUGCACGGAUCGCUAGACCGCGAAUCAGUAGGGAGCUACGACUUGAAUAUCAGCGCCAGUGACGGUCUCUUCACCAGCUUUGCGCAGAUGAAGAUCGACAUUGAGGACGCGAAUGAUAACCCGCCCAUCUGCACCCAAUCUAUCUACGUGGAACACAUUAAGGAGAACACGCCGCUGGGCAGCACUGUGUUGACCGUGGGCGCGACGGAUGCUGAUGUUGGCGUCAAUGCGGAACUCACGUAUUCCGUAUUCGGGCAGGGUUUUGGCACGUUUGCUGUUGAUAAGAAUGGUAAAAUGACGAAUCUUGUGGAACUCGACCGAGAAACGCGCCCGUUCUACAACUUCAUGGUGUCAGCGGCUGACAUCGGUGGACAGGCGUGCUACAGUAACGUAUCCAUCCACCUUGAUGACGUAAAUGACAAUAGGCCAUUGUUUUCCCAGUCAAGCUAUUUCACGGCAGUGUACGAGGACGCGCCUCUCAAGAAAGUCCUGCUCCAAGUCAAAGCAGAUGAUGCUGACGUCGGUGUAAACCGUAAGCUCACCUACUCGCUAGUCACGGACGCGGGCGGCACUUUUACUAUCGAGACUGGAACAGGAAUCAUAUCACUGGAGAAGCCCCUGAACAGAGAAUUGAAGGAGAAUUACACCUUGAAUGUCGAGGUCAUGGAUGGGGGUACCCCUCCUCUAUCCUCCAUUGCCACAGUCCAGAUCAAGGUGCUGAAUAUUAAUGACGUACCGCCAGAGUUCUCUCAUAGCAUCUACCACGGCAACGUCAGCGAGGAUGCGCCAAUAGGAAACGAGGUUGUGCGUGUGCGCGCCGUGAGCCGUGAAUCUAGUAAUGACGUCAUCACCUAUGCUAUUCUGCGUGGCGCGGACUCUGGGUUGUUCUCCAUUGACCGGAAGAACGGGACGAUCCACGUGAACCGGAAGCUCGAUUACGAGACAACCAAGCUCUACACGCUGACCGUGGAGGCGAGUGACGCGGGCCCUCCUGUGCUCCGCAGUACGUCAUACGUGCGAAUUAGCGUGACGGAUUCAAACGAUAAUGGACCCGAGUUCAGCGAGAAAAGGUACUCCGCUAAAGUGGAUGAGAACUCUGCCCUUGGGACCUUCGUGCUUCAAGUCUUUGCCACGGAUCGCGACAGCGGAACUAACGCGCAGAUCAAGUAUUCCAUAGCAGAGGGGAAUGACGCUAAGAAAUUCAAGAUCGUAGAGGAGACGGGUGUUAUCAAGGUAUCCGGGGAUAUCGACAGGGAGGAGGUCGCUUCUUACAGGCUGAAGGUGCGCGCGCAAGACCAAGGCCUUCCACCGCAGGUGGCCGACACUGUGGUCGAUAUUGAAGUGACGGACGUUAAUGAUAACAGUCCGGAGUUCAGUAGCACCAACUUGACGACUGUGUUAUCUGAGAGUAGUCUCCCUAAUGCCGCGGUAAUCCAUCUACGACCUCAUGAUCGGGACGCGUUGGGGAAUGGCGCACCUUACCAGUUCACGCUCAUCUCGGGAGAUGCCAGCAGGUUUAAGCUGCACUCUAACGGUCUGAUUACUAAGAUCGGCGACGUGUCUCACAGUGACGGGCAGUACAGGCUCAGAGUUCUUGUGGCAGAUAACGGACAUCCGCCUCAAUCCACUGAAGUGUCAAUCACUGUCAAGAUCGCCGAGAGUAAGACGCAUCCUCCAAACGUACACCCGCUGACCGUAUACGUCAACCUGUACGGGUCUAAUCUGAACGGGGGAGUCAUCGGUAGGGUUAAGGCCACUGAUAAAGACGGGGACUCGUUGCACUACUCGCUUGUAUCAUCCGAACAGAGUUCGCUCCUCAUGAUAUCGGAUGAAGGGACUGUGCGUGCGAGAGCGAACAUCUCCCCUGGUACAUACAACCUGAACGUCAGCGUGACAGACAAGCGUUACACUGUCUACAGUGGCGUGACAGUCAUUGUAUUGAACAUCACUCCUGAGACCCAAGAACACUCGGUUACUCUACGCCUAGGGGAUCUGAGCGCGGGCACCUUUGUGGAGAAAAGUUUAGAGAAGUGUUUGCUGUUUAUUGGCAAGCUUCUGGAUGUACCCGCCGUCAAUAUUCAUGUGUGGAGUAUGCAGCCGUCUGAUAACGAUCUAGAUGUGGUCAUAGCGGUACGCAAGCGACGAAAGGGCAUGUUCAAGCCCUUAUACCUGACUCGCCAGUUGAACGGAUCUCACCUCGCCUUUGAGAAGAACGUAGGAGUUCGGAUCGUGACAGUUGGCUUGAGUCAGUGCCGCGCCCAGGACUGCCCCACGUACCUCGUGUGUAGCGAUGUCUACAAACCAGAGCUGAAGCAGAUCAGAGUCAUGUCCGACCAUGUGAGUUACAUCUCAUACGAGCACUCGCGGAGCCACUCGUGUACAUGCCAAGAUAAGAACAGAGGGUGUGGUGCUAUCCAGAAGUGCGCGACCAGCCCUUGUGCGCCUGGGUACAAGUGUAAAGACUUCCCCGAGGGGUACCAGUGUAAGUGCGUGGAUGCCACUAAGUGUCACAUGGACACUACCGGAUGUGACGACACCAGCUGCAUCAAAGGCAAUAACGCUCGCACAUUCAACGGAGACAGCUACAUCCGGUACCGUCUGAAGGAGACGUUCGACCAGCCUUCCCGCUCCAUCGGCCUCGCACUCAAGACCGUUAAGAGCGAGGGAACCUUAGUAUUCGCGGCUGGCCAGUACGAUUACAGCAUUCUAGAAAUCAGUAAAGGCUUUAUCCAGUUGCGGUUCGACUUCGGCUCAGGACCAGGCGUGGUGAGCAUAGACUGGUCCCCAGUGAAUGAUGGGAAAUGGCAUCACGUGGCUGUGGAGAGGCAAGGUAACCACGCCACCGUCACCUUGGAUUACGGCAAGCAUCAGGCAAGCGGUAAAUCUCCUGGACGCAUGCGUAUCCUAAACCUCGACGGGAACUCGAUUUACUUUGGCGCCAAGGUGCUGAAUUCGAGGAUUAAACGAUCGGAAGGACAAGGUGUUAUAGUGGAGAAUGGCUUCAAAGGCUGCAUGCAAAACCUGAACGUGAACGGCAAAGACCUUCCAAUGACUGGCUCCAACACAUACGCAUCCGGAUACCCGUCCAACGCAGAGCGUGGGUGCCGCACCUCCGGCGCCUGCCAACGCCCUCAGGCGUGUCCCCUUGCGAGCCGCUGCAUCGAGACGUUCACAGACCGUCGCUGUGAGUGUCUACCGGGACAUUCUGGACCCGACUGCAAAGCGUACAUCAAGUGUUCGGGCGAACCCUGUCAGAACCGCGGCGUGUGCGUGGAUAAAUCUGAUGGCUACAGGUGUGUGUGCCCGAAAGGCUACACCGGAUACCAGUGUCAGGACUACGUUGGCGCAUGCGCAAGCUCUCCUUGUCGUAACGGCGGCUCGUGCCUCGCGGGCCAACACGACGACUUCAUCUGCGACUGCCCUAAAGGGGUCAGCGGCAAAACCUGUGAAGUAGACAGCAGGCCAUGCGCGUCCAAUCCGUGCUUCUUUAAUGGCAACUGCACGAACAAGGGCAGCGACUUCGAAUGCAAGUGCCCUAACGAUUUGUCGGGAAAACGCUGCGAGCAUGGCUUCCACUGCAACCGCUUGCCAUGUAUGAAUGGAGGCUCGUGUGAGACACGUGAUGGUGCCGCGGUAUGCCUGUGCCCGCGCGGUUUCACGGGGCUGGAUUGUAGUGUUGACGUGGACGAGUGCCAGAGCAACCCGUGUCUAAAUGACGGCGCUUGUGUCAACACUCGUGGGUCUUUCCGGUGUAACUGCUCAGGAAGCACGCAUGGCGGAGAGUUGUGCAACACCGUACUAGCGAAUAUCUCCCCCGACAAGGACGGAUGGCCUCUGGGACGCGACGAGAUCAUCGCCAUAGGAACAGUGCUAGCUAUCUUGCUACUUGUCGUCCUAAUUGUGGUUCUCAUCCUGCGCCGGCGAGCACAUAGAAAGCGGGAAUUAGACAAGGGACAUGCGCCAAACCGUCAAUCCCUACUGAAGGUGUCGCCGCCUGAAAUUGGUUCGGAGGUCAACUCACCGACACCACCUACCCCUCCCCCGCGUCAAAUGGAGACCUACAUUGGCGACCCCCCUGGUUAUGACUCAGAGGAUUCGUGGAGACGGCGGGGGAGAACAACGCCUCAACAGUAUGGCACGAUGAAAUCUUUGAACAGCUCGGACACUAACAUCAAAUACCAUUGGGAUUACACGGAUAUACCUGAGACACUUGUCCAAAAACGGACCGGCACUGGGGCGUUAUGCCGGGAGCGCUCAGCUAGCUUCAUGGGCGUACCUGACAGCUCUAUGUAUGAUGGCCCUCAAGUGCCGAAAAGGUCCUCGAGUCUGAUGUCUUCAUCGGAUGAGGAGGACGAUAUUCCUGAGGUACCGCAGCGACCGAGGAAUUACAGGCCUUCGGAGUCCGAAGAUGGGUACUUGGAAGUCCCUAACAUCCCGAAGAAGCCCUCGGAUUACGCCCCUAAAGGAGGCGCUUCUAGAUACUCAAUGGACUCGCGAUUCUCUGAAUUCUCUGACAUGACGGAUGCGGAGCUUGCGAGAAACUACCCUGACCUUUUUAAAGGUCGUUUCCCAGGUCCUCCUCGGGAACCGUAUCCUGAAAGCAUCGAUACUCUUCCGGUGGGCUCGUACGCGCCGACGACACUACGAGACUCCGAACUCGGCAGUAUCACCGACUGCGCAUACUCGGAGGACGAUCUAGAUCGGGUUUUUCUUGGAAAUAGCCGAAUGGAGGCGUGCGACGACUCGCCGGAGAAUACGUACCUUCAUUCCGAGUGCGCUUCGGAGGAUGAUGACACUGAUAUUGGAGACUGUGCUCCCGUGGACGACACUGGGUUCCAUCAAACGCUCCAGGCGGAGAUCCGUGAAAUGAUGGAUCAGUUAGAAGAACUCAAACACGAAUCCGAGUUAUAGUGAUAGCUAAAACCACUAGGAACGUUUAGAUCUUUCUUGUCCGAGAAAUGAUGGACCAGUUAGAAGUCCGAGUUAUAGUGAUAGCUAGAAUUAUCAGGAAUGUUUAGAUCUUUCUUGUCCGAGAAAUGAUGAACCAGUUAGAAGUCCGAGUUAUAGUGAUAGCUAGAAUUACCAGGAAUGUUUAGAUCUUUCUUGUCCGAGAAAUGAUGAACCAGUUAGAAGUCCGAGUAAUAGUGAUAGCUAGAAUUACCAGGAAUGUUUAGAUCUUUCUUGUCCGAGAAAUGAUGAACCAGUUAGAAGUCCGAGUAAUAGUGAUAGCUAAAACCACCAAGAAUAUUUAGAUCUUUUUUGUCCAUUUUAUAAACAAUUUAUAGUACAUCCUUGUCUUUUAGAUGAAGCGUUUUAGGAACUAGCGUUGAAAAAAAGAUACCAAAAAGUUUUUUACAAAGUUUAAGCAAAAAUUUUUAUUCUAUUUCUACUAUUUUUCUACUCAUUUCGUAUCAGAUUGUUUUCUAUGCCUUUAAUUUGUAUUCGAAUCCGAUGUAAAAGAGAAACAUAGGAAGUAUUUUGUACAUUUAGAUUAAAAUUAAUAGUUGUAUAGUUUUUACAGUGUUCACAAACAAUUAUUUUUACAUCAAAUCGGUUUUAUAAAAAUCCUCUAAAAUGUCAAUUAAUUGGGAUAUGUUCUCUAAUAGUCGUUAGUGACGCUUUUAAAAUGUUUGCAUUUAAAGCUUUCUGUUUUUCCAAAUAUCUCGUGUUUCUAACAAAUCAUAACUAAGUUAUGUCAUUGAUUAUUUAACAGAAGAUUCGCGAAUUAUUUUUUUAAUUACGAUUUGAUAAUUCUUUCUGAUGCGUCUUUGCUCGAAAAGUAGUAGUAAAGAUAAGUUAUUUAUACACGAGUCACAUGCCCUGUUUUAUAAGGUUGUAUAUUUUACGUAUAAUUUAUUUUUGUACCGUUGUCAAAUAAAAGAAUUUGUUAAGAAUCUCUAAGACCUUUGGGCUUUUUGGAAGUCCUUACGUAUCUUUUAUAAAGAAUUUCGACAAUGCUGUGGCUGCUGCAUGUAUGUGUAGUGCUUUCUUGUGAGAAAUAAAAACCAAUCGUACGUA